UGUCUCUCUCUCUCUCUCUCGCCCAUCCAUUGCCCGAUGGCCUCGCCCUCCGCGCCCGCGGCCGCCAGCUCGGGCACGGCCCCCGGCCCUGCCCCCGGCCCUGCCUCCACCUCCGGCCUUCAGCCGGCAGCUUCGCCGGACGCCCGCGCCGCGGCCGACCAACACCUGGCCGGUCGGCUGCAUGGCAAUGCCGAGGCCCUGGCCACCGCGCGAUCCUACAUUGCCCGGCUCUGGGCCGAGCUGACCUUCAACUCCCUGGAUUCGAUCCAGUCGCUGACGCGCGAGGCUCGGCAGCAUGCGCUGGUGUGGAAUCGCGCGCUCGGCGUGGUCGAGGCCGUGGCCGAGUACACGCUGGCCCGGUCGCACGACCCCCGCACGCGCAUCGCCGCCCUCUACCUGAUGGACUCCAUUUGCAAGGUGGUCUCCGGCCCGUACGGGUCUCUUUUUGAGCGCGGCGUCUUCGACCGCUUUUGCCAGGUAUACAACCUGUGCUCCAAUGACCCGCCCAUGAAUGACCGGCGGGCCCUGGUCAAGCUCUUCAACACCUGGUGCACAUACCGGGUAUUUAGCCUGCAAACGCUGAACCAGCUCCAGGGGUUCCUGCAGCAGGUGCGCGCCCCGCCGCCGGCCCCUUCGUCGGGCGCCGCGGCCGGAGGCCAGGCUGGCCAGCGCCCGGCCGGCCAACGGCCAGCCGGCCAACGAUCCGCCAGUGCCCGCGCCUCUCCGGCGCCCCCGGCCGGGGGCCCAGCGUCCAGCCGGCCCUCUCGGGGCCCGGCCAGCGGCCCGGCCCCUGCUGCCAUUCCCCUGGCACCGGCCACGGCUCCCCCUUCAGGGCACUUUGCCGCCCCCUACUCCCACGAUGAAAGCCUCCCCACUGCGCCUCCCCCUCCCGUCCCUUCACACUAUGCCGCCAGUGGCGGCUACUCCGGCAACUACUCCGGGGCCUAUGGCUCACAGGCACCGGCCGCGCCAUAUGCCGGGGCUUAUGGCACAACCCCAGCCCCCGUGGGACACUUUGUGCCGGCCCCGGUCGCCGCGCCGCCGCCGGUCGUCGCCCCCACCGAUGGCCAUGGCCCGCAUGGGCGCUUUGAGCAGCACCGGCCCGUGGCCCCGGUUGCCAUCGGCGGCAUCACCCUGCCCCCCUCGACCGGCGUCUUUCUGCCCGUGGCCCCGCAGUCGCCAGCCACCUCGACCGCCGUGCCGGCCAUUGGCCUCCAUACUUCAGACAUAUCCCGCCACCAACCCGGGGCCUUCCUCUUUAUCUACGAUGAGCUUUCGCAGCAGUGCCGGCAGUGCGCGCGGCGCUUUGCCCUGAACCCGGCCGGCAACUCGCUGCUCGAGCAGCACAUGGACCUGCACUUCCAGCAGAACCAGCGCGAAGCCGCGGCUCAGGAGGCCGGUCCCGAGGGGGGUGGCACCUUCCACACCCGCGCCCCGAUGCGGGGCUGGCUCAUGCCCCCCUCCGACUGGACCACCUUCACCAUGAAUGCCCGGGUCAAUGUUGACGAGCCAUCCGAAUCCCGAGAUACCGAGGCCAACACGGGCCCCGAUGCCGAUGAGCGCGCCGACAAGCGACGCCACAUUGUCAAGGUUCGCCCCGGGGUGACCAAUGACCGGACAUGCGCCGGCUGCGCGGACCGUCUGACCAAGGCCUACGACCUGGAGCUCGAGGAGUGGGUCUAUGUCGACACAAUCCAGCUCGAUGGUGUUGUACGUGCAUCUCGCGCUCGAAUGGUCUCCCCCCCCCUUGUCUGCUCUCGCCGCCGGAUCCUCGCGCACGCGCACAUACACACACACACAUAUAUAUAUACACACUUACUAUUUAUAAUCUACACACACAUGCAACACUGUCUUACAUGCCCCACCCUUCCUCCCGUCGCCAGAACUACCACGCCUCAUGCGCAGACUCCGGCCUCGGGGCCUCUGCAAAGCGGCCACCCUCUCCCACCGGAUCGGCGCCUCACGGCCACUCACAAGAUGGCGCCCUGAAGCGGCAGAAGCAUUGAGCCCCGGUGUGGCACUUGACCGCCGUGGUGCUGUGUCGCCCUCCCUCCUUUCCCCCUCUCCCACACGCGCACACACACAGACACACGCACAUGCACAUACGCGCAGCCCGCAUGCCCACCCUCGCUUCUCCUGCCUCCUCGCCGGCCUGCUAUCCCCCCACACAAUAGACACAUAAGCAGCCUCC
Messenger RNA from Fonticula alba, 2191 nucleotides. RefSeq lists its product as hypothetical. Gene Ontology annotation, molecular function: RNA polymerase II complex binding; mRNA binding. Lineage: Eukaryota; Rotosphaerida; Fonticulaceae. Gene Ontology annotation, cellular component: cytoplasm; mRNA cleavage factor complex. Bases 37 to 1989 code for a protein of 650 amino acids. The transcript has 4 exons. The record is from RefSeq and is a predicted model, not a curated record. Gene Ontology annotation, biological process: termination of RNA polymerase II transcription.